ACGGGCGAUCCUGAUUGGCUGUAGCUAUGCAGGUCUUUCCUCCCGGCUCCCUCCGAUCGCUCCCUCCCCCACCGCUUUCUCGGCUCUUUCCACACCCCUCCCCCAACUCCCCUGCGCCCCUUCCCGCCCCUCGCAGUCGCCUCCUUUUCCUGGACGCGGAGUUCAGCCCCGGCAGCAGUACAGCAGUAUGGUGAUAAGCCAGCAACAGAUGCUGGGCGCCGAGAUUUGCAUCCUUAGGCCACGCUGAACGCCUGAAGAAGAGAGAAAGAAGCAGAAGAAGGCCGGGAAGGCGAGGACGGGAGGUGCGGAGAUCCCCCCCUAAAAGGCAGAAGCCGCCGCCCCCACCGGAGGGCUCCGCGCGGGCAGAUCGUUUGCCUGCUGCCGCGGGCGCCUACCUCUCCCCAGCCAUGCCAGGUCCGGCCGCCGACGGGGGGAAGGCCCCCUUCGGCAACGCCAAAGGGGAAAUCCGUGCGGGGGUCGGGGUCGAGGACUCGGAGGGCGGCGGCGGCCGGGAGAGGCCCGGCGCGCGCGGGCAGCGGCAGAACAUCGUCUGGAGGAACGUCGUCCUGAUGAGCCUGCUCCACUUGGGGGCCGUGUACUCCCUGGUGCUCAUCCCCAAAGCCCAGCCGCUCACUCUGCUCUGGGCCUACUUCUGCUUCCUCCUGACUGCUCUGGGUGUGACAGCUGGUGCCCAUCGCUUGUGGAGCCACAGGUCCUACAAGGCCAAGCUGCCUCUGAGGAUAUUUCUGGCUGCCGCCAACUCCAUGGCUUUCCAGAACGACAUCUUCGAGUGGUCCAGGGACCACCGAGUCCACCACAAGUACUCGGAGACAGAUGCUGACCCCCACAACGCCCGCCGGGGCUUCUUCUUCUCCCACGUCGGGUGGCUGUUCGUCCGCAAGCAUCGGGAUGUCAUCGAGAAGGGGAGGAGGCUUGACUUCACUGACCUGCUGGCUGAUCCCGUGGUCCGGUUCCAGAGAAAGUACUACAAGAUCACCGUGGUGCUCAUGUGCUUCGUGGUCCCCACGCUGGUGCCCUGGUACAUCUGGGGAGAGAGUCUGUGGAAUUCCUACUUCCUGGCCUCCAUCCUCCGCUACACCAUCUCACUCAACGUCACCUGGCUGGUCAACAGUGCCGCCCACAUGUACGGAAACCGGCCCUAUGACAAGCACAUCAGCCCUCGGCAGAACCCGCUCGUCACCCUGGGCGCCAUUGGUGAAGGCUUCCAUAAUUAUCAUCACACCUUUCCCUUUGACUACUCUGCAAGUGAAUUUGGCUUAAAUUUCAACCCAACCACCUGGUUCAUUGACUUCAUGUGCUGGCUGGGACUGGCCACUGACCGCAAACGGGCCACCAAGCCGAUGAUCGAGGCCCGGAAAGCCAGGACUGGAGACGGCAGCGCCUGACUGUGGGCCCUCCAUCCAUGUCUGCCUGUCGACGACGUGUCGGCUCACGGCCUUUGUUACUACACUUCUCUUGUCCAUUGGCUCGUGGGAGGGGGUCCAGGGUGGGGAGGGAGUGGAAUCUACGUGAUUUGGGAUUUUUUUGUUUGUCUGAAAAUAAUGUCAAGAUACAACUAUCAAUGAGAAGAAUUUUUUAGAAGACAGUGUAACUAUGAUGUAACACUAGAGCGCGGACACGUGAUCUAAUCGCUGUAGUGACAGUAUGUCAAACCUACAUUGUCAUGUGCUUGUGUGUGAUGUUAACCCUGACAGGAUGAAGGAAUUUAAUAUUCUUGCAGGAGAGCAUCUGUUUUCUUUUUCUACCAAUUAACUUAGCAUUAUUUUUAAACACACAAUCUGAAGGAGCAGAGGGCAGGGUAGAACACAAAAAAGAGAGGGUCCAAGUACAAACUAAAGAAUGCUUCUGUUUCAUUAACAUUGUCUGUGUGUUUUUGUUGUUAUUUUUAAGUAAAAAAAUUGAAAACGUUAAAAAAAAAAAAAAAAAGAGGAGAAUAUGGGAACUGGCUCUCUUAUUUUUUUGCCGUUUCCAGCUUGUUAAUGCUGCACUGUCUUUGCUUUAGGAGAUCUGUUCCUGGCUCAGCCGAUUUUGUGUCCUGAGCUGCAUGCUCAGCUGACCCUAUAAAUCAAUGCCUGUUGUAGGUGUUUGAUUUUGUUCUCUUCGUAUUGUCAUUUUAAGGUGUAGAACUCAGAAGUGCUGGACAUCAAAUUAAGCUCAAAUUAAGCUCUCAUUUAAAUGUUUAGACACCUAAUUUAUAUUCUAACUGAUCCCAGCCACUGAUGCAUGAUCUAAGUACAGCUUUACCUACUUCUGCUAAAUAAGCAUAUUAAUUUUCCACAUCAGGCCAGCCAGACCCUAAUAAGCGACAGUUGUCUAGAACUCUGUGUCUACUCAUGUUUCACCUGCAUGCGGCCUUCGUUGAUUUCUCAGCAAGAUAUAAAGUGAUCAUUAUGUAGCUUCUGGAUUAAAAAAAUUUCUGUGUGUUAAGUUGCCUUGUAAAGAGCAUGUCGAAUUAAUGGGACAGCGUGCCCUUCGUGUUAGGUGUUAGAGCAGAAGAAAGCCAUAUAGUGUUGGCAUUCGAGCACUUGGAAGAUAGUGCUUCUAAGAUAGAGAAGCUGUAGGAUUUCAAUUUCGAUUUAAAAUUUUUGAAAAAGGAGUGACGCCAAUAUGAAAUUGUCAUAAUAAAGUUCUUCAUCCAGCA
Camelus dromedarius (Arabian camel) is the source of this 2662-nucleotide messenger RNA. It is a transcript of the gene SCD5, whose product is annotated as stearoyl-CoA desaturase 5. The coding region runs from base 408 to 1406 and encodes 332 amino acids. The transcript is spliced from 5 exons. Lineage: Eukaryota; Metazoa; Chordata; Mammalia; Artiodactyla; Camelidae. Gene Ontology annotation, cellular component: endoplasmic reticulum membrane. Gene Ontology annotation, biological process: unsaturated fatty acid biosynthetic process. Gene Ontology annotation, molecular function: iron ion binding; stearoyl-CoA 9-desaturase activity. The record is from RefSeq and is a predicted model, not a curated record.